AUGGCUGGCCAUGUGCAUCGUCUUCGUGCUUCGUGCGCCGUUUCGCAUGCCGUGCGGCGAUGGCCACGUGCUGUGCCGUCGAGAGCGAGCGAUCAACAGCGAGCGAUCAGACUGCCGCGGCCACAACAAGAUUGGAGCAGGUGCUUUGGGACGCGAGGUCCGUUGCUGCAGUUCAUCCCGUCCAGGACCUUGGCGACUGCCGUGGGGAAGGCAAGCCGUUGGAGCUCGUUGCCCAGCUCAGAGCGUGAAGCCUGGAAGGUCUUGGGGGUUGAUGAGAUAGCUUGGGAGCACUUGAAGGAUGGAAGACUUGGAACGCACCGUCCACGCGCUGUCCUGCGACCUUUUGAGCGUUUGACCAGCGAAGAGCAGGCGGCGGUGCUGCAUGGGCUGCGGCAGGACGCAUUUGCCUGGAACGCUUUCGUGGAGAAGCUCACUUCACAAGAGCUGGAGGUUGCAGAUCAGAAGGUAGGACGAUCUGGGGCCGUGGCUGAAGUUUCAGCCAGCAAGGGCUCAGUGGUGGAUUCAAUCAUUGGUGCAGCUUGGCGCCUGACCAAGCGCUAUGGCCCCGCCCUGGGCGCCCUCUUGGCAGAUGCUGCCCCUGCGCCUGGCCGCGCAGGAUCCGCGCGAGCGGGCGCUGGUGGUGUGCCGGUGAAGGGGGGCGGUGCUGCGGUGGCGGUUGGAGUGGUUGGACAGCUGCUCGAGCUGUUGCCGUGGGCGUUGGACUUGCGAGAGGGGCCAGUGAAGGUGGAUGGCUUGGAAACAGUCCUUUAUCUGGAUGACUCAGCGUCCAUGAGUGGACAGAACCUCUCGGAGGCGAAGGCCGCUUUGAGGAAGAUGGCCCACCUUCUGCAGGACAGCCCCACGCGUGUCUGCACGUUUGCGGACCACAAGCAGGUCAUCGUCCCGCGGGAGGAGCCGCGGAGCCGACGCAGCGCGGAGAACGGUGCGCGCAGCCUGGUCGUCGUGGAGGAGGGUGAGCAAGGAAAGUACUUCAGCCCCAAGUUUGACAGCUUGAAUCCUGAGAUCCUUUGCCUGCAGUGGAAGGGGAAGUCAGCAGGCACCUACAUGUGGCACAUGAUCUUGACAGAUCUGCGAGACAAGUACAUCCCCGGCAACGGCAAGCUGCGCGUCAUCGUCAUCACUGAUGGCUUGGAUGUGAGCAGCCCGCAUCCAUAUCACGGCAUCCAGGGCAUGGAUCCGAUGAUGAAGGAGUUGUUGAAGGAUGGCUAUGACCUCUGGGACGGCUUUGGCAACGACAUCGAAUGGCACAUCGUUGUGGUGGACAUUCCCAGAGGUCCCUUCAUGGGGCCCAUGAUCCAAAGGUCUGACACUGCGAAGUAUGAGGCUCUUGCAGAAGUCACGGGAGGAGGUUUCCUUCAUAUCGACGAGCCAGGGGUGAUGGAUGAGUUCAACGCCAGGCACUUCUUAAGUUCUUUGGAAAAAGUCAUGACUGGCGCCGAUGCCAGCAUUUUGGAGAAUGAUGACUUCAAGAAACAACAGGGCAAGAGCGCCGAGUUCUUGCGACGACUCCACGCCAGCAACCGCCACGUGGACGACCAAGACCAGGACCUUCGUCGACGGCAACAGCAGCUUGAAGACUACACGCGCGGGUCCCGCGACGCCCGCGGGUCCAGCCGGUCCGAGCUGCCGUUAUCCCAGGUCCUGCACCGGGCACCUGAUGGCUCCAUCAUCCUGCAGGAGAACGCCCACUUUGUCUUCGGUGGCGACGCGGUGGAUCACUAUCCGGGCGACUUGCAGAUCUUGGAUGACCUGCUGGACCUGAAGCGCCGCUACGGCGAGCGGGUGCAGUUCAUCGUCGGCAACCGAGAUGUGAACAAGCUUCGGCUCCCCUUCGAGCUCUCAGAGGCUUUCAUUGAGAAUUGGCCUCUCAAGGAGCACCCAGGUGUCUACUGGCUCCCGACGAAGCGCCCCAGAGACGUGCUCUCGGAGGAGAUUCUGGAGACCAACGCGCCGACGGAGCACCUGAAAUGGAUCUUGAAGGAGACCUUGGGUGCUGGAAAUGCGUUCGAGAGCCGCCGGGCUGAGCUGAAGCGAAAAGAUGGAUGCCUUGGCACGGACGAGGAGGUCUUGCAGAGCUUCGUGCCUGGGCAACGUUGGUUUGGAGCACAGGUGAAGGAAGCCAGCCCCGGAGGUCGCCUCUUCGAGUACUUGACCUUAGCCAAGCUGGCCGUCCAGAUCGGCGACGCCCUCUUUGUGCAUGGCGGCCUUCCUCGCGCGGACCUCACGUGGACGCCUGGAUGGCUGCCACCCGCUGGCGAGCGACGCCCGGUGCGCGAGUGGCUGAAGGGACUGGAUCGGUUCAAGACGGAGCAGUUGGCACAGGCGCUCUUCGUACGCUUUCGUGCGCUUUCGUGCGUCAUUUCUCCAGCGGUGACCGCGGCGCUUCUUUUUGGCACAGUCGCGAAGGGGGACGGUUCGGUUGAGCUAGCUGCAGAUGGUGACCAUCGGAUGGGCGGAUGGUGA
Messenger RNA from Durusdinium trenchii, 2484 nucleotides. Lineage: Eukaryota; Dinophyceae; Suessiales; Symbiodiniaceae. The record is from the annotation of a GenBank genome assembly.